AUGUUGGUCUUUUGUGAUAUUCCAUCUCCCCGUGGUUUGUGGAUAAAAUACAAGGAACAUCUUUGUGAAGACCUAAUUUCCUCAUCUGUGAAUAUAAUUGAUGCUGAAAAUAAGUGUCUCCAUAUGAUAAGUGAUGUACUUGAAUCUUUGGGGAAAAAUAUCAAUGACUUUGCGUUAGUUUCUUAUUAUAUUGGCCUUACAAAACAACAAAGAAUACACAAAGAAAUACAAGCAGAAAAGAAUUUGUUGCCAAAUGAAGCUGAUUUACUUGCUAUUACGAAGUUGAAUCAAAGUCAACGAGCAGCCUUUGACACUAUAAUUGCGCGGGUUUACUCAAGUUCUGGAGGAGUAUUCUUUGUUGAUGGCCCUGGGGGAACUGGCAAAACGUUUCUAUACAAGUGCCUUUUGGCUAAAGUGAGAUCAAACCAUGACAUUGCACUUGCAACUGCAACAUCUGGUGUAGCUGCAUCUCUUUUACCAGGAGGCCGAACAGCUCAUUCUCGAUUUAAAAUACCAAUUAAUGGAGAUGAUAAAUUUGUAUGCAAUAUCGGGAAACAAAGUGCCGAAGCCGCACUUCUUAGAGAGUGCAAGUUGAUUCUAUGGGACGAAGCAACAAUGGCAAAUCGUAGAGACAUAGAAAAUGUUGAAACAACUUUGAGAGAUAUCACAAAUUGUGACAAAAUCUUUGGUGGCAAAGUUGUAGUCUUUGGAGGUGAUUUUCGCCAGACGUUACCUGUAAUAAGAUCGGGAAGCAAAAGGGAUUUCAUAGAAGCAAGUUUGGUAAAAUCCAGGAAAAUUUGUUGUGAUCCUUAUCCACUCAUGAAGAGAGGUAUAUUGACACCAAAGAAUGAAUAUGUGGAUGAAAUUAACAACACCUUAAUUGCUAGAUUUCCUGGAGAGGAAAAAUAUUAUGUCAGUUAUGAUGAGUUGUUGGAUUCUACUUCCCCCCAUGAUUUUGCUGACUUCUUGCAUACUAUCUCGGUACCUGGUCUACCUCCUCACAAGUUGAUCCUAAAAAAGAAUUGCCCUGUAAUGUUGCUGAGGAAUAUUAAUCCUGCAGAAGGACUAUGUAAUGGUACACGGUUAAUAUGCGAUGACUUUCGUGAUCAUGUUAUACGUUGUGUCAUUGCUUCUGGGGAACACUUCGGUAAACAUGUUUUCAUACCAAGGAUCCCACUUGAAGCCUCAAAGGAUGAAAAAUGCUCAAUCCCAUUUAAACGCCACCAGUUCCCAAUCAAAGUGUGUUUUGCAAUGACAAUAAAUAAGGCACAUGGGCAAACAUUUGAUUUUGUAGGGAUUUAUUUGAGACAACCAGUAUUUUCUCACGGUCAAUUAUAUGUAGCCUUAUCAAGAGCCAAAAAAGCAGAUUGUGUAAAGAUGUUAAUUUGCAAUAAUCAUCGGGAUACAAGUUCUACAAAUGUCACCGAUAACAUUGUUUAUGAAGAAAUUCUGACUGAAGCCUGUCUGCCAAACAAUUUAUCCUACUAG
Messenger RNA from Ipomoea nil (Japanese morning glory), 1488 nucleotides. Its product is annotated as ATP-dependent DNA helicase RRM3-like. The transcript has 2 exons. The coding region runs from base 1 to 1488 and encodes 495 amino acids. The record is from RefSeq and is a predicted model, not a curated record. NCBI's taxonomy places the organism in Eukaryota, Viridiplantae, Streptophyta, Magnoliopsida, Solanales, Convolvulaceae. Gene Ontology annotation, molecular function: DNA helicase activity. Gene Ontology annotation, biological process: telomere maintenance; DNA repair.